Eleginops maclovinus (Patagonian blennie) is the source of this 1117-nucleotide messenger RNA. RefSeq names its product thymocyte nuclear protein 1 (gene thyn1). Bases 344 to 1009 code for a protein of 221 amino acids. Gene Ontology annotation, cellular component: nucleus. Lineage: Eukaryota; Metazoa; Chordata; Actinopteri; Perciformes; Eleginopidae. The record is from RefSeq and is a predicted model, not a curated record. The transcript is spliced from 8 exons.
AAAGCGCAAUAACGCCAUCUUUGGGGUGCAGGAAAAACAACCCUGUUGCAUACUUAUUCAGUUCCUCUCUUGUAAACUCAAAUACAUUUAUACUGAUGCUCAUAACUGUUGAGAAUUAUAGUUUCGUGUUGUUCGUGAAUGUAUGUUUUCGACAGCUGGACAUUGGUGGUUCUCUGUGGAGACUAAGAAAUGUAGGUCUAGCUUUUACAACACAAACGGAAGUAGCUGGUAAAUAAAUCUAGUGCACCAAUACGUUUGUUGACGUCAGGUGCUGCUGGUUUCAACGCGGGUUUUGAUGGUUGAAUGUUUACCUGGAACACUGCUCAGCUACAGACUGUGAGAGAUGGCACCAAAGACGAGGGCCAGAGUCAGUAAAAGAACAGCAAGUUCAGGCAAAGUCAAUGAUGAUGAUGAAAUGGUUGGAAGCAAGAAGAAAGCUGCAGCUUCUGUUGAGCCUUCAAAAAAUAAAGACAGCUCAGAACCUCCACAGUACUGUCACUGGCUGAUGAAAUCUGAGCCCGAGAGCCGCUUUCAGAAUGAGAUUGACCUGAAGUUUGGGAUCGAGGAUCUGAAAGCUUUGCCUGAUCAGACUGGCUGCUGGGACGGAGUCCGCAAUUAUCAGGCACGCAACUUUAUGAGGCAGAUGAAAGACGGGCAGUUGGCUUUCUUUUACCACAGCAACUGCAAGGAGCCGGGGAUAGCAGGAAUCAUGAAAAUUGUGAAGGAAGCUUAUGUGGACCACACUCAGUUUGACAAGAAAGAUGUCCAUUUUGAUGCAAACAGUAAAGCAGACAACCCCAAAUGGAGCAUGGUAGAUGUCCAAUAUCAAAGAAUGGUGAAGCGUUUUAUUCCUCUGUCUGAGCUGAAAAAAUACCACCUUCAGCACCGAGCCAAAGGAGGGCCUCUGAAGGACAUGUCACUCUUUACCAGUGCCAGGCUCUCUGUGCAGCCUCUAACCACUGAAGAGUUUGAGUUUAUCCUGACUUUGGAGGAUAAGGAGCCUUUGUGAGGAUUUGGACCAGAUGACUUUGUGGGACAGUGAAAUCAUGAAGCAACUCAUACAGCACUGUACUGUUUAUUUUUUUUGUUACCAAAUAAUAAAUGUGUUUUUGUCAAA